Molecule: messenger RNA, 1183 nt
Organism: Platichthys flesus (European flounder)
Lineage: Eukaryota; Metazoa; Chordata; Actinopteri; Pleuronectiformes; Pleuronectidae
Gene: pkig
Product: protein kinase (cAMP-dependent, catalytic) inhibitor gamma
Exons: 3
Coding region: 363-599 (78 amino acids)
Biological process (GO): negative regulation of cAMP-dependent protein kinase activity
Cellular component (GO): nucleus; cytoplasm
Molecular function (GO): cAMP-dependent protein kinase inhibitor activity
Source: RefSeq, a predicted model, not a curated record
ACCUUUUCCUCGUCGGUUGCCGUCGGUGCCAUGAGAAAACACCCCGCAGCAGCAGGAGGAAGAGGAGGAGGAGGAAGAGGAGGAGGAGGAGGCUGUUAACGCGUCUUCGGCACACGGUCCCUGAUCCAUCACAUCCACCGGCUGCUGCUCCGGCUCCAGCUCCUGCUCCGGCUCCAGCUCCAGCUCCGGUUCCUGGUCCACCUCCUGGUCCUGCUCCGGCUCCGGCUCCGGCCCGGUUGCCUCGGUUGAGCCCGCCCGCCUGGGAACUUACUGCGGAUCCAUGGUGUCAGAUCCCCGCUGUGACAAGUGGAGAACCGGAGGAGACCCGGCCAAGGUGUAAUGAGAGCGCUGGUCAUGGACAGAUGAUGGACGUGGAGACGUCGUACUCGGACUUCAUCAACUGUGAUCGCACAGGCCGCAGGAACGCAGUGCCCGACAUCGAAGGGCAGGAGAAAUCCACGGCCAGCACCAGUGAUCUGAGCAAAGACCUGGCGGGGAUGGACCUGAAGGCUGCAGAAGGAGACCCGGGGGCCUCCCCAGCCCCUGAGGCCGAGGGCUCCACCAGCCAAGAUGCCCAGGGAAGUGGAGGUCCGUCCUAAACCCAGCCGGGCGGAGACAGAUGGGGGCCGAGCGGAGGAGAGAAGGGUGGAGAGGGGAGAAAGUGGAGAACGGAGAGAGAGAGUGUUUUUUCCAACCGGACACGGGACACCUCUGCUCGCUGCCGGCCUGGUCCCAGCUCCCACUGCUCUGGAUGUUCGGCUUUUCAUUGGACCCUGUUGAAACAUGAGGACCAGAACAGAAGAGACAGUGGAGACGCUUCUUCUUCUUCUUCUUCUUCUUCAGACUCUGCUACUCGUUUGUUUUCCCCGACCGGACAAGAAAGCACAGAAACUCUGGAUUCACGUCUGUGGAGAUGGACUCAAACACCGCUCCAAACUAAUAUGGAGCCGUGUCAUCGAGUGAAUAUUCAUAAUCAUCUACGUGUCAUUUUCUUUUCAUGUCCGUGUGUGAGUUGGUGACCCUGUUGUUCGGUUUCAUCAUCGAGUCGUUUCUCUUUUCUUUUUGUAACAAACAUAGUCGCGGUUAAAACUGUCGUGUGCGGACUUCAUAUUUAUUGCUAAAUGUUCAGUGAUAACUUUGUGAUAGCAAUUUUCUUUGUGUAAUAAAAUAACUAUGAACUGCU